AUGCGCCGAGCUGCGGCAUUGGCGGCCUUGGCGGCCUUGGUGGUUGCGGCCGGAUGCACAGGCCCUUGCUUUCCCAUCUUCAGCAAUGAUGCCAUGGCCUUUCCUGGUCUUUGCCGGGUCGAAAAUGCGAGCUCCCCUGGACGGACUGCCCUGGUCGUGGUGCACCCCCUGCCCAACCGGCAAGCUCCCUGCCGGUUGGAGCAAGCACCAGCACGCCGAUGGCGGCGCCCUUUACCUCCGCCCGGACGGCAGGCUGGUUUCGGAAGCCCCCACGUGGCACGAAACCGGCCUGACCGGCUACUGCCUGGAAGCACCGCCGACGAGGCACGCCCCUGCGCGCAUGCAAGGCGAGCGCUGGAGCGGAAAAAAGAUUUCGCAGAAUGGAAGAAGUGCCAUGCAAGCUUUAGUCCUCGAGCUCGUUUUUUGCUUAACUGCUAUGUUUUACUGCAGCGGGGCAAAGCCUUUGGCUGUCCAAAAGUUUGUUCUGAGGGAACUUUGUGCUAUGCGAAGGCAGCCCGUACAGGCCAACUUGGCCAGCAUACCUGGAUCAGUCCCAAAGGUGUGACUUCCAGAUGCGCGACCGGCCCCGUGACGUGGCGGGACGAGGGCCCGGAACACCGGGGCUUCGGCACCUUUGGUUGGGAAUGGCAAGACCGGUGGAGCUUGGAAGAGAAUUUGAUGAAUUUGGUCUUGGUGAAUGGCUUGAACUGUGUGAGGUUCAACGGCUUCACCGGAGGCCACUGCAGUGCUGUGCUCGUCAGGCCAAAGAUGUCUGAUGAUGGAGAGCUACAAAGCCUGGAGGUCGUUGGCCGAGGGAUCAAUUUGCCAAGCAAUGUGCCACGAGAUUUGGGGCCAAGGCGCAGGAACGAGAUUCACGCCGAGGUUCAAGUCCUCGCAAGGUGUGCAAGGUUUGGAACUCGCACAGCGGGCUGUUGGAUGUGCAUCCAGAUGUUUCCCUGCUGGGAGUGUUGCAAGGCCUUGAUUGCUGCUGGCGUCACAAGGGUGAUCUUCGAGUGCCCCAAAAGGGCGGAGAACCAAAUGCAAGCGACCCGGAUGUGGGGAAGGUCGAUCCUGGCCGCACAGGCGGCUGGCAUGGAGUGGACGGCGAUCCCCAAAGAUCCGGAACGCAAGGAGUACGUGUACCAGUUGUGGGAGGAUUACAAAGAGAGCAAAGGUCUCACCCGCGCGGACGUCAAGGCUCUGGGGCGGCAACGAACAUCGGCUGCACCUGCCACUGCUGUGACCAAAAAGGGGUUGCCGCUGGUGCGUUUGCCUUGCCGGGGACAAGUACUGCAAAAUUAA
Molecule: messenger RNA, 1302 nt
Organism: Cladocopium goreaui
Lineage: Eukaryota; Dinophyceae; Suessiales; Symbiodiniaceae
Source: the annotation of a GenBank genome assembly